AUGACGCCUAGUGGGAAGAAUUCAAUCUGGGUUAUUAUUGAUCGGUUGAUCAAGAGUGCCCAUUUCUUACCUAUUUCUAACACUGAUACUUUGGGAAGUUUGACUCGGUUAUAUGUCAAGGAAAUUGUGUGUCUUCAUGGAAUACACAAGAGUAUAGUGUCAGACAGGGACUCACGAUUCACGUCUCAAUUCUGGAAGAGUUUGCAGACAGCUUUGGGCACCAAGUUGAAAUUCAGCAGUGCUUAUCAUCCUCAAACCAAUGUUGGUGAAGGGAAUCUACUUGGACCAGAAAUUGUUCAGGAGAUGAGAAAUGAGGUUAAAGUUAUAAGAAACAAGAUGGCAGCUGCGCAGAGUCAUCAGAAGAGCUAUUCGGACACGAGGAGAAGAGAUCUAUUAUUUGAGGAAGGUGAUUGGGUUGGACCUGUUGCUUACCGUAUUGCUUUGCCAGAAUAUUUUGGAGAGAUUCAUGAUGUUUUCCACAUGUCGUCAUUGAAGAAGAGCUUUGUACUGCAAGAGCCACGUUUCGUUGAUCUAGGAAACAUUCAACUCCGGCCUGAUCUCACGUAUAAAGUUGUGCCAACUCAGAUCUUGGACAGAAAAUAG
Juglans microcarpa x Juglans regia is the source of this 603-nucleotide messenger RNA. RefSeq lists its product as uncharacterized. NCBI's taxonomy places the organism in Eukaryota, Viridiplantae, Streptophyta, Magnoliopsida, Fagales, Juglandaceae. The record is from RefSeq and is a predicted model, not a curated record. Gene Ontology annotation, biological process: DNA integration. The transcript has 3 exons. Gene Ontology annotation, molecular function: nucleic acid binding. The coding region runs from base 1 to 603 and encodes 200 amino acids.